AUGGACGAGUGGAAGCUCGAAAAGUCUACCCCACAGCGGGUGUACCGGCGUCCCCUUGGCUUGCUAGAACAGGGCUUUUACUGGGACAGUCAAUUUUCGGGAACCGCCGACACUUUGCAGCUCGUUUCCCUCCGUGUUGAGCCACAGAGAGUGACUCCGGAGCUACUCGAAAGGGCUUGGAACUUCACGAAGCAACGUCACCCGCUUCUUGGUGCCCGCGUAGAAGAGCUUUCCUACCGACAGCAGGACUUCGUCCUCGAGGAAUCCCGCCUUCACUCCUGUAUACCCGGCGAAAUUAUUUACGACUCGAUACCUUCGGCAGCGGAGGCACACAGCUACGCCGACCGAAUCAUCAACUCCCCGCGCCGACUCACCAAUGACCUUCUUGCUCAAUUGUUCAUCAUUCUGCAAGCGGACGACGUUCAAACGACGCAUCUCAUUAUAGUGGUUGCACACAUGAUCACCGACGGCAUGGGAAACUUUGCUCUUCUACGCACCCUGAUGGAGGCGCUCUCGCAGCCCUCCGUCGAUGUUGGCCCUCUGGAAGAGCGGCUAUGGCUCGCACGCUCGACGAAUGCCCUCUUCGCCGACAGCGAGCAGCCUGUUGCAAGACAGAGGUGGCAUCGUGCUCUAGGCGCCGUCAUCAUGCAGCUUCGAAUGUCUGGAAUGAAGGGUGGUCACACAUUACCACGGAAAAUAUCUGCUGCGACGCCUUUUACGCCGACCCGCUCGCGAUUCCUGGACACAUCAUUCAGCCCCUCGGAGACGAAAAAAAUUAUUCAGAGCUGCCGCGAGCAGAAGGUCACCUUCGGCAACGCAUACCACGUUCUCGGACAGAUCGCAAUGACGCGCGUCCUUCAUCGCCUUCACCUUGCCGGCAAGAUAUCAGACGACGAAUGGGCAUUCCGCCAGCGCGAACCCUUCAUGCCCGGUGGCCCUCUCAAUCAGCGCCCUUUCCUCGACCCGGAGUGGUACGCGCGCGGAGGGUCUGCCACCGUCAACGUCGCGAUCUCCUUCUACUUCAACCGCUUGCCGGUGAUGCCUGGUGGCAAGAAUGCUGGCGCGCAUGGACGGCUACCCACGUACGUUGAGUUGCUGUCUAAAAGACGCUUCUUUCUGCGCGCGCGGAUGAUGAAGGCGCAGGCCAACGCCUUCGUCCGCCAUCCGCGCCACAUCGACAUCAACUACGCUCGUUUACCAAUCCGUGUCGCGGGGGCUUCAGUCCAGGUCGAGCGCUGGCGCGCUAUCCAACGUUCAGGCGCUUCGGACCUUUCCACCGAACCCAUCUCCGCUAUCGAACAAGCGAAGGGUGCGAAUUUCGUCAUGACCUUUGGUGGAUCGAGUAUGGGCAACGUGAGUCUAUGCCUUCCCGUCAUUCCUCUCAAAUACCCCGCCAAUUCGCCUGAACCUAUUAUUGAGAUACUGGAGACGCACACUCGUCUUCGUACCCGCCCCACGGAACUCUACCUCGGCGGAGCCACCUUCAAGGGCCAGCUUGGGUUGGUCGUCCACUACGACGGCAACGUCUACGAAGACGCAUUGGUCCAAGAAUGGCUAGAUGAAGUGCGUAACGCCGUGCACUGGUACUUGGGCGACGGUGCGAAGGCACAGGAUGCUGGUGCUGGGAUACAAGCAAAAUUAUAG
Molecule: messenger RNA, 1644 nt
Organism: Schizophyllum commune H4-8
Lineage: Eukaryota; Fungi; Basidiomycota; Agaricomycetes; Agaricales; Schizophyllaceae
Exons: 6
Coding region: 1-1644 (547 amino acids)
Source: RefSeq, a predicted model, not a curated record